UUUUCUAUGGACGUCACUUCCGGUUUGGAAGGAAAUCUUUGUCUGUUUGUUAUUAUUUGACAGUGGGGUAAUUGGUUUUGUUUGACGUAAAAUAUCAACACCUUAGAGGAUAUCUUCAACAAAGAAAAGUGAAACUGGUGACGAACAAAUACUCAGUUAAGGAAGACAGAAAUGUCUGUGGAGAUGAAAAGUCAGGAUUCAGAUAAUGAUUCUGACUAUGAUCAGUCAGAUCACAUGGAUGAAGAUGAUGAGGAUUUUUGUGGUUACUAUGACAACGACACAGAUGACCUUGAUAUUGAUAGGCCAAAGAAGACAGAUGAUCCAGAGUAUUUUGAAUAUGAACUGUUGAAAGUUGAAGAUGUUGAAAGAUUGCUCAAUGAAGAUGUAGAAGUUCUAUGUAGCUGUCUCAAGGUAGAUCCACACCUAGCCAAAAUGCUGCUUCAGGUACAUCAGUGGAAAAAAGAAUUUAUCAUGGAAAGAUACAAGAGAGAUCCGGCAAAGUUCUUAGUAGAUUCCAAAAUUACACCAGCUGUCAAAUACAAGAGUGCACCACUUGGCGUACAGAACACAUGUUCAGUGUGUUGUAAAAAGGUGUCUGCCGAUCACUUCUGUCACCUCAGUUGCGGCCAUGUAUUCUGCAGAGAAUGCUGGGACUGCUACUUCCAAGUUCAGAUUCAACAGGGAGUUACAUCUGGUAUUGAGUGUAUGGAGAACAACUGUCACAUCUUGGUGCCAGAGGAUUUCCUAUGUCGGUCACUAUCCAAACCCGACCUCCGUGACAAGUACACAAAGCUCUCCUUCUUGGAUCUUGUAAAUACACAUCCACAGCUGAGAUUCUGCCCUGGGCCAAAUUGUUCCAAUGUGGUGAGAGCCAAAGACACAAGGUCUAAAAAAGUAGAUUGUGCCCAGUGUAAAACUAUAUUUUGCUUUGGAUGUGGCAUUGAAUAUCACGCCCCAACAGACUGUGCCACCAUUAGAAAGUGGCUCACCAAAUGUGCUGACGACUCAGAAACCGCCAACUACAUCAGUGCUCACACUAAAGAUUGUCCAAAAUGUCACGUUUGUAUCGAGAAAAAUGGAGGCUGUAAUCAUGUGCAAUGUACGAAAUGCAAAAACGACUUUUGCUGGAUGUGUUUAGGAGAUUGGAGGACCCAUGGAAGUGAAUACUAUGAGUGCAGUCGGUACAAAGAGAAUCCCAACAUUGCCAAUGAGUCAGUCCACGCUCAAGCCAGGGAGGCCUUAAAGAAGUACCUCUUCUACUUUGAACGGUACGAGAAUCAUGCCAAGAGUCUCAAGUUGGAGGAGCAAACACUGUCUAAAAUAACGACUCGUAUCCAGGAAAAAGUGAUGAUCAACUCUGGUACAUGGAUCGAUUGGCAGUACCUCCUUGAUGCUGCAGUCCUGCUCAGGAAGUGCCGAUACACUCUCCAGUAUACAUAUCCCUACGCAUACUACAUGGAAAAAACAGCAAGGAAACAGCUUUUUGAAUACCAGCAAGCCCAGUUGGAGGCUGAGGUGGAGAAUUUAUCUUGGAAAAUAGAACGUGCUGAGAUUACUGACAGAGGAGAUCUAGAAAACCAAAUGGACAUAGCAGAGAAAAGAAGGCAGACUCUACUUAAAGACUUCCUAGAAGUUUAAAGUUCUAAUUCAAGUCCACAAUGCGAUAGACAAACUUCAGUUUAUUUAAGCUUGGGCUCAGGGAAGUACCAUCCAACGCCAUGUGAGAGUCCAGCCUCGUCACAACACAUUCAUAUGUCUGGGUUCAGGGAUAUUUGGAUUCAUGCAGCAUGGCUUCAGAUAUUUGUCCUCAAGUAAUUUGAAUUCAGAUAUUUGAGCUCACGGAAUACGAAUUCAAAUUUGUGUUCUUUAGUGAAAUGAGUUGAUACCCGAGUUCUAAGUUCAAGAAUCGGAUGACCCGUCAAACUUACAAAUAAGCUGGAAAUCUUGCCAUAGUUAACCGUUGCUUGCUGUGUUAAGAGGAGUUGUAAGAAUGUGAAGUGUUGGGAUAUAUUUGAAUAUAUUAUCUGUAUGAAACAACAAAAUGAACAUGUAAGGUUCGUGUUUGUUGGGGUGUCAAACUAUUUGAAUUAAUUGAAAUUCAAACUUUUUCAUUGACUGUAGUGAGUAAGAAAUGAUAUAAACAGUAAUGAAUUAUAGAUUCAACUUACAAUCAAUAUUACAUACAUAGCAUGUAAGACUGCCAUAAACACGGAUGAUUGGUCGAGAGAUAUCACAUGUCCUAGCUGGUGUUCUUGGACACCCGCAAUCAAGUCAUAUUGACUCUGAUAUCUUCAACCUCCGCAACUUUCAUCGUGACACAAAUUAAUUCUAUGUAAAUGCUCUGUAUUGUAAAACUUGCUAUAGUCAUUUGUUGUAGAUACAAAAGGUACACUUUCUGGUGUUUUCCAGAUAUGUCAUAUUGACCUUCACAACUUUUCAGUUUGUGGUGUGUUUACAGGGUCUGUACAAUCACAUAUUGACCUCACUACAAGUGUUAAAGUAAUUGUGAGAGUUUGUAUAUUUUUACCACUGGGUGAGUGUACUCAUUGUAGCUUAGUAAAUGUGUGAAGACAGAUGUGUGCGAAUCUAAUAUAACACUAAGUCUCAAAAUUGAUAUUGUCAGAAUACGGCCAUGUAAACAAUAUCUAUGAAAUUCCAGUACAUGGUUUGUAUUUAAUAUAUUAUUCAGAUUCUAAAUCUUUGUUAUGAGGUGAUAAAAUUCUACUGAAAAUUCUUUAAGAAUUAACAGUUGUGAAUACGUAACAAGCAGUUCAGAGAAAAACUGUCUCUUAUAAAAAAGACUUUAACUGGUAAUGUAAUGAUAUGUACCUGAACAUAUUAAGGAUGAUAGUAUUAUAAUUGACGAUGUGUGUUCUCUAUCUAGAAAUUUGUGUACUUUAACUUCCAUUGAAUUAUGAAAAUUGUAAGAUGUAAAAUGUUUUAAGAUUUCAGUUAUCUAAUAUGUUAACAUUUAAAAAUAUUAUUUAAAUUUGAAGAAAAAUUGUUCUUGUCAAUUUACUUUUCAAUUUCAAUUUAGAAUAAGAUUUACAUUUUCCUUGGAUGUACUGUGCUACCAGUAUUUAUCAAUUUUUGAAUAUACAUGUAAUUGGAGUAAGGAUGUCUGUUACACUUUUACAGAGAAAUCUUAGAGAUUAUUUCUAGGGAGUAAACAAAUAUAUAACUGAUAUAAAUCUAACUCCAUAUUUCAAUGGGUUGACAUUCCAGAAAUUAUGAUGCUGAUGAUUAAAAUUAUUUAUAUUUGGUUUCUUUUUGAAAAUGGUAUUAUCGUUAACUAAAAAUCAGAAUCGUGACGUGUAUGUUUUUACAUAUAGUGGUAAUAAGUCAUUUACUUUUUUACCAGAUGUUUGAUUGGAAAAUAAAUGAUUUAUUAAAACAAACCACUUUAAUAUAAUGCACUAGCUUUGUUGAUUACUUAACCACUGGAACGUGUGAUUUAAACGGUAAUAUACCAUUUCACAGGGACUUGUGAUUAAGAUAACAUUUCACAGUGACUUGUGAUUAAGAUAACAUUUCACAGGGACUUGUGAUUAAGAUAACAUUUCACAGGGACUUGUGAUUAAGAUAACAUUUCACAGGGACUUGUUAACUACUAGUAUGAUCCAUUUCACAGAGACUUGUGAUUAAGAUAACAUUUCAGAGUGACUUGUGAUUAAGAUAACAUUUCACAGUGACUUGUGAUUAAGAUAACAUUUCAAAGUGACUUGUGAUUAAGGUAACAUUUCACAGGGACUUGUGAUUAAGAUAACAUUUCACAGGGACUUGUGAUUAAGAUAACAUUUCACAGGGACUUGUGAUUAAGAUAACAUUUCACAGGGAAUUGUGACCAUUAUGCAGUGGCAAUAUGCAUGUAAUCAGGAUUAUUACAUUUUAUUUUAUUUAUUUUUAAGAAAUUUUGAAUCAAGUUAUAACUUAUUAAUAUUUAUUAUCAAUAAUUCUUGCUGGUCAGGAUCGAGGACUGAGGAGGUGUUAGUAUGGGGUGUUUUUUUCAGAUAGAAAUACUGUACAAUGGUAGUUAAGAUUGAAAUUGAUGAAGAAGCACCACAUGUACAGAGCAUGAAAGUCUGAUUAAAGAAGUGUAGGUAUUGCUUAAUUAUAAUAUUGUAGAAGCUAAAAAUUAUGCCAAAAUGCCAAAGAACAUUGUCAUUAUUAUUAUUAUUAUUAUAUUCUCAUAAUAUAUUUUCCCCAUAUUUUGUGUGAUUUGCUCUCAAUUUUCAUCUGACACUAUUGUCUUUAGUGCCAUUAACAUGCACUGCUUCAACUUCCUUUCAACAUUAUUCUAGUAUAAACUUAGACAGAAAUAUUUAAAUCUUUUUCAUCCUUUAUUAAUUAAACAAUACAAAUAAAUUCAUAUAAGAUUAUUCAUAUUCCCAAGCCUUAUUGACACCCAGUACAUGUAUAUGUUUACUAAGUCAUAUUCAGGAUAUAGGUAUUAAUUAUCAACCUUUCCCCAACUUUUAGCGUUAUGAUUGGUUCACUAGUCUGAAGUUAUUGACAGAAGAAUUCUAGAACGGUGAAAGUAAUAUGUAUUUCAGAAUUUUUAGAAGUGAAAAAAAUACAGAAAGGAGUCCACAGCUUUUUUGGGCAGUAAAUUUUCUAAUACAAUGUUCUUUACCAAGUGUACUGAAAUGAGAAAAUUUGAAAUUAAUUUUCUAAUUUUGUAUUUUGUUGCAAAUGACUUAACCUUCUUUGUUAAAAUUCCCUGAAAAAUUUAACAUGUAGAUUAUUUAAAGCUUUAGUAUCUCUCACAGAGUGUAUUAAGUUUGUUUCUGUAACACGAGAGAUUGCUAGCUUCAGAUAAAUAAGUAUUACAAUCAAGAUAUAACAUGAUUUCAGUCAGUGCUAUGCUGUAUGUCAUUGUAUUUAUUAAAAUCUAUCGGAGGGGGGAAAUUGAAUCAUUUAUUGACAUCUGAUAUUUCAAAAAAUAUUUUCCUGUGUCAUUCUUUACUCUUUGAAAUAUUUCUUACCAGAUAAUCUUAAAAUCGUAAAAACGUUGCCUCCAGAUGUUUUGUUGUGUUAUACUAGUGCUGUGAGCCAACAUAUUGCUGCAAAUAUAUUAGUUGAACUUAAUUUUAUUUAUUGUAAGUGAUAAAAGAUCUUCAUUGAUGUUUCUUUUCCAUAUUAGACCUGAUAAGCGUGUCUGCUCCUGGAAGUGCACCCCAACUUUUAUCUGGGAAAGAGGAUUGGGAUGCUUGAUUUAAAAGGUUGCAUCGCUAAUCUGUCAAUAGUCUUCAGUCUUUUUACCAAAGACUGUGUUUAAAAGACAUGACAGAAAAAUACUACUUUACUCAAAAAAUCUUUCAUUUUAAUUUCAACCCUGUAUUAAUACCAAAUUUCAAGCACAUCCCUCUUGUGUGUUUUAUUAGGUCAGUUACAAAGAUCUUAUCUACUUAAAUGAUACAGGUUUGGGUAACAUAUUAAAACUGUUAGUAUGGGAUGCUGCAGAAUCUGUAAACAGUGAUACGUCGAUACGUGUAUCGAUAUUGGGUUGUGACAUGUUUCCUGUAGAAUAUAGUGGUAGUGGUCUGUAGAUAAUCACGUUUGUGGUUUAUUAGUUGUAUUAGUGGUCUAGGUUAGUUUAGAUAAAGUCAAUUUCACUAUUUCACUUAUCAAUUUCUUAAAUUUAGAUAUGAAUUAUCGAAGAAAAAAAGAUCAAAUUUAAAAAAAAAAAAUAUUGGUUACAGUUAAUUUAUUGUAAUCUAAAUCAAAAUUAGAUAUUAAUCAAUGCCUUAAUCAUUCAUUGUAGUGUAAUUCUAUUAUUUGCUUCCUCUAGUUUCAUUUUAAAGCCAUACUGUGUACAUGUGUUUAAAUGUCUGUAAGCCUGAAUACAUUUCAUGAUUUGAAUUUUUCUCUUUGUGUGGUUAUUGUCGCAUCCAUUGUGUGGCUGUCUUUUUACCUUAACUAAUUAGUACCUAGAUUGCUUAAAAUGCUAAGAGCAUGAACGAUAUGUGAGUGAGUAUGUUCGUAUGAUCCAACAAUGUCUUUGAUAGACAGUUUUGUUUAAAAUUUUCCAUCAAAAGCUAAAUACAGAUUUCACUAUUCUUUCUACCCUCUGCUUUCAGUUUAUGACAUGGCUGAUAUUUUGUUUUGAAAAUGAGAUUUGUUUUUUGUUUGUUUUUUCUUUAUCAAAAAAAAAAUCUGCCCAUUUACAUAACAACAGGGUUGAGGGGUGUUUUUAUGCACAUAUCGGUAAUACUUGGGGUUUUAUUAGGCUGAGAAUGGGAUGUUGUUUGUUAUAUUUUGAGUAAAUGUUCCGAUUAUAUUUGUUUAUUGAAUUCUAGACUUGAUAUUUCCUUCAUUAAGAAACUCUAGACAGAUUUGAUCUUUCAUUCAUUGAGAGAUAUACAGUAUAUACCAUAUUUAACUUCAUUUUGAGGGGAUGGAUUAUUGAUUAGUAGUAAAACAAUACUAUGUUACUGCUGAAUGGAUGGUUUCUUACUUCUGCACCUUUGAAAUAAAUGGUAAAACAUUUCUGGUACUAGCAGUAUAAAUCAAAUGGUAUCAAAUACUUACAAAUGAAAACUUGUCUAGAUCUUUAAUACUUAAAUGUUCUUUUCUAGUUUUGUUUUAUCAUUGAGAAUGCAAAUUUUGUUUCGUAAAUAAUUCAUAUUAAAUAAGUCUUUAUUCAGUAAGACUUUUCCACAUUGGAAUUGCAUUUGUUAAAUUAAUAUAUCACCUUAAUUUCCUAAGCAACCUAACAUUUUAAUGCAUGUAUUUAUAAAUACCAGUAAAUUAUGUAUGUAGGUACAUUUUGAUGUACAAUGAUGUGUCUAAAAUAUUGGUUAUAUAAUAUUUUAACAAAUAUAUUUGAUGCAAUUUGAAAAAAACAUCAACAGAUAUUUAUGACCUUGUUUUUCAAUGGAAUCUUUUGAAAUUUCACAAACAGGUAGAGAAUUAUUUGCUCAUUCCUCUGAUAAUCCUUUUACAAUGGUAUUUGUCAAGUAAGAGUAAAACACAAAACAACAUCACACUUUGUUACAGUGUCUAUAUUUGUCUAAUUCAGGAAAAUGAAGCAUGGGAAAAAUACAUAAAAAUUAUGUGGUGAAAGAGCUUACAAAUGGAAUUUUAAGAAGAUCCAUUGAAAAACUAAAUCUGUUUUAAAAUUCAUUUAGAAUUUGUCAAAAUGCAUGAAAUAUAUACUAGAAAUAUGACAUAAUCAAUAUCAUUAUACUAAGUAGUAAUCAUGAAUUGAGAGCUUACAAAUGGAAUUUUAAGAAAAUCCACUGAAAAACAAAGCCGUUAAAAUUCAUUUAGAAUUUGUCGAAAUGCAUGAAAUAUAUACUAGAAAUGUUACACGAUCAAUUAGUUUUGGUACAGUUCAUCGUAGGUUAUAACUAACAGAAACAAAAGAUAUUGGUUAGUUGUGACUCAGCACUGGAUAUGUAAUUUUACUGUCAAUUAUCUCACAAUCAUUUAUAAGUCUUUUUUUAAUUUAACAGAAGUGUUUUAUUGAAGAUAAGCCCUCAUUAUCUAUAGGGUCAAUUGCAGGAAUAAAUCCAAUAUUUAAUCAACACCGUUGUUUAGAACUUAUGGGAUUAUUUUGUAGGUAAAAUAUAUUGAUGAAUGAAUGUAAUAUCCCUUUAAUUUUGUCAAUUUUCAUCUAUCUUUUUCAUUUUAUUAUGUCUCAUAUAUACUGUACUGUCUAUCUUGACGUUUAUAACUUAAACCUUUUUGAUGAUGACCUUCUAUAUCUGGACAGUGAGCUAGUCACUUCCUGUUGCCUAUAUGUAUUCCUAGAUAUUGUAGCCUCUCUCUUCCUUCUCUUAACUAUUAUCAAUGUAUUAUUUAUUUUUUGAUUAAUUUGUUAAUUAUGACAAAUGUGAAGUAUAAUAUAUAUAUAAUACUGAUCACUCUUAAGUUUUGUUGAUGUGCAUUUAGUAAAAAAUGGAAGAUAAAAAAAUGGAGAAAAAAUUAAAACAAAAAUCAUGUA
Messenger RNA from Pecten maximus, 7948 nucleotides. RefSeq names its product potential E3 ubiquitin-protein ligase ariadne-2-like. Gene Ontology annotation, molecular function: ubiquitin conjugating enzyme binding; ubiquitin protein ligase activity; zinc ion binding. The transcript is spliced from 15 exons. Gene Ontology annotation, cellular component: cytoplasm; ubiquitin ligase complex. NCBI's taxonomy places the organism in Eukaryota, Metazoa, Mollusca, Bivalvia, Pectinida, Pectinidae. Gene Ontology annotation, biological process: ubiquitin-dependent protein catabolic process; protein polyubiquitination; positive regulation of proteasomal ubiquitin-dependent protein catabolic process. The coding region runs from base 172 to 1638 and encodes 488 amino acids. The record is from RefSeq and is a predicted model, not a curated record.